AUGUCGCGAAACAACAAAAAUCCUCUUAUCCAGAAAAUAGCAAAACAAGCCUUCACGACUUUUAAAGGUUUGAAAUGCUCGGAACACGGAGAUAGUAAAGUUUUUGCAGAAAAACAGGCCAAGCUCAUUUCCUUAGUGACCGCGCUUCGGGCUAAUGAUCUCAAGAUCGCUCCCCGGGAAAACAAAGCGACCUCCGGGACAUCGGAGCUUGAGCCUCCCCCUGUCACCUACAUGCACAUUUGUGAGACGGACGUGUUCAGCAUGGGGAUAUUCCUACUCAGAACCGGAGCCUCCAUACCUCUCCACGACCAUCCAGGCAUGAACGGGAUGCUGAAGGUCCUCUACGGGAAGGUGAACGUCAGUUGCUUCGAUAAGUUAGAAAGUGGUCAGACAGUCGGCAGUGCCCUUCCUCGCUUUGAAACCCCACCGGCUCCGUUCCAACGCGCUUCUCUGCGACGUUCCUUGCUCCGAUCGGUGACUGAGUACUCGGAGAACAGCGGACCGUGCCUCCUUACGCCGUUACGGGAUAAUCUCCACCAAAUCGACACAGUGGACGGACCCGCCGCUUUCCUCGACAUACUGGCGCCGCCGUACGAUCCGGACGACGGGCGGGACUGUCACUAUUACAAAGUUCUGAAAACUGUGGCAGAUAACCAGGAGCUGCAGGAAGAGGAGCGGGGGAAAGAGAAAGAAAUGUGGCUUUUAGAAAUUCCUCAGCCGGAGGACUUCUGUUGUGGAGGAGAGCCUUACCCGGGUCCCGUAGUUUCUGUGUGA
This is a messenger RNA of Nerophis lumbriciformis (worm pipefish), 774 nucleotides long. The record is from RefSeq and is a predicted model, not a curated record. Lineage: Eukaryota; Metazoa; Chordata; Actinopteri; Syngnathiformes; Syngnathidae.